Molecule: messenger RNA, 1704 nt
Organism: Penicillium daleae
Lineage: Eukaryota; Fungi; Ascomycota; Eurotiomycetes; Eurotiales; Aspergillaceae
Product: Tetratricopeptide-like helical
Exons: 1
Coding region: 1-1704 (567 amino acids)
Source: RefSeq, a predicted model, not a curated record
AUGUCUGAUCCUGGCCAGAUCUCCAUCUUGUGGGGCCGGGCGAUCAGCCAAUAUGCCACUAUCACGAAGAAAAAGCUUGAGGAUCCAGCCAUGCUGAGCCUCACCACCGUCAGCGACUUGCUGCAUGUCAUAGAAGACGAGAACAAGAAUUUCACUAGCUUUCGUGAGAAAGCCCCUCAACUACGCCGAAUAGUAAAACAUGCAAUGACGCCUCUCGAACUUGUUGGGACCAUAAUUUCCGACGCUUCGUCGCAGGCAUUUCCACCUAGUGCUCUGGUUUUCAGUGGAGUGAAGCUAUUGAUUGAGGCCGCAAAGGGCGCUUCGGAGAAAUAUGACGCUAUUAUAGAAAUCAUGUCGGCAUUGAAGGACUUUACUGUGCGUCUGGAGGUGUACAGUGAGCAGCAUAUCUCGGAGAGAUUGUGUGAGAAAUUGACAGAAAUCCUCACGACACUCAUCGAGGUACUCGCUUUUGCUCGACAAGAAGUCAAACAUGGAAGACUGUUGAGCUACGGAAAAAGUAUAUUGUCUGGCAGUGAAGGUGGCCGUGAAGCGAUGGCCAGAUUCACGAAAUUGGUUCAAAGCGAAAGCUCUUUGGUCAAUUCUGAAACCUUGACGCAAGUCAAAGGUGCAACCAUGACCCUCGCUAGAGUUGAUUCCAAUAUCAACAAGAUCAGUCAACGCCUGGAAGAUGUGAGGCUUGGUGACCUGUCUCGAGAGGAGGACGAUGUUACCACUCGGCUAAACCGCAUUCUACAGCCGAGCACCAGCUCGGAAGAUCGAUUUCAAAGCCUGAACCGCAGUCGAGUCCCACAAACAGGAGACUGGAUCCGAGAUGAAAAAGCGUUCGUUGCUUGGAUCAAUCGAGAGAAACCUAUUCUGUGGAUUGCUGGAAACCCCGGCGCGGGGAAAUCAUAUAUUGCUAGUAAUAUCGUCAAUCACCUUCAGCAUGAGCGAAAUAUCCCUGUGGGGUUCUUCUUUUUCAAGGAAGACGAUGCUGUAAGUCGGUCUGCGCAUCAAGCUCUGCGCGACGUUGCUUUUCAGCUUGCUUCAAAUGAUCCAUUCUAUGCCAAGCAUGUCGAAGCUUGUGUGAAAUCGCUCCAGGAAAUUCCUACGCUGUCUAGUCUCUGGAGGAAGCUCUUUGUGAAUUUCUUCAUUGACAGUAAUUCCAAGGCUAGAAACGAGGACAGCAGAGCAUAUGUCAUUCUUGAUGCUCUGGACGAAGCUUUCCUCCAUGAUAGACAUGAGCUUUUCCAAUUAGCAAAAGACAUCAAAGUUGGCCAAAGCAUUCAGCUUCUCAUGCUCGGUCGCCCUCAAAUCGCAGAGGAAAUGAAUGAUUUAAUGGAAACUCUCGAAGUUCCAACAAUUGACGUCACCGAAGAGAACAAUUUCAAGGAUAUUGUGCAUUUUAUCAAGUCCGGCAUCGCCAGAUCUGUUUAUCUGAGAAAGCUGGCUAAGCCUGUUCAACGAGAGAUCGUGCAAAAGCUGGCUACUGGAGCCCAGGGCAUGUUCAUGUGGGCUAGUCUCAUACUCCAGGAGUUGUCAAGGGUUAGGAAUAAAGGAGAUAUCCAAAAGACUCUAAAUGGAGCUCCUAGAGGAUUGUCCAGGAUGAUCCAACGCGUUUUAGAGGGGUUUUCAGAGAGCCUGAAGGGUGAUCCCCAGUUCUCCGAUGACCCCUUUGUAAGGAACGAACUAGGGAUAUUGUAA